AUGUAUCACCCUCAACCUUCAACUUCCAAAUCUCAGGCCGACCCUUCUGUGGCCCCUGAAGCCUUUACCAGCGACACUCCUCUUUCUGCGCGACUUCAGCAGGGCACCGCCAGAGCUCACACUGCUAUAGAACGUAGCAGAGGCGUCCGAGCUCUGAUGGGCCUCGCAAGGGGUGACAGCAGCGACGGUCAGACCUUGGGACUUGAAAGGUCAGAGUAUAUCGCGUGGCUUGUUGGUCUCGGUUGCGUCUAUCGGUGAGCAUUUCGUGUUCGUACGACGCAGCUUGUUGUGCGCCGCCCUGACCCUUCCCUCUUCGACUCUGCAGAACGCUAGAGGCCUAUCUGACAAUCUCUGCGCCUCUCUUGGAACCUUUGCAAUCCAUGCUCGACCUGCCCAGCCUCUUCAGAACAUCCACACUCGAAGAUGAUGUCAGAGCUCACCUAUGCACUGGUGCACACAUCGCCGCCGCUGGCGCGUUGUACUCCAAGCUAGAAGAGACUGAAGCGCUUGACGCAUUGGCACACCCUCUUGCAUCAGAGUCACCAGCACACCAGCAGCUUGCUGAAUUGCUGGCCCAUCUGCCUCACGCCGCAAGAUCCAUCGAACGUUCUCGCGCACAGUUCCCAACAGCGCAGCACCUAGCUAUCAUGUCGCCUCUGCACGCCAGCGCCGUGCUUCGAUACUCUGAGCGUCUCGACACUCUUGGUCGCGCGGCGACAACCUGCAGAAGCGGACGAAGCACUCCAUCCGACGAAGGUGUCUGCCUCACCCCUCUCGAUGAGCACAAGACGCCACUGACCGCUCAAAGAACCGGUCUCAACGACACGCCAGACCUUCUGCCCGCACACGCCUACGUCCGCUACAUGGGCGACUUGUCUGGCGGUCAGCACAUUGCCAAGCGCGCAAAGGCCCUGUGGCCCAUCGAAGAUUCCGGUGCAGAAGCCGGCUUUCAAUUCUACCGUUUCGAAAAGCCGGCCUUUUUCGAAGAGAGUCAGCGCGCUUGGGAAAUGUCGCUCAAGCAAGACUUUAGACGCGCCAUGGAUGGCGGAUUCGAAGAUCUGUCGAUGGCGGAACAGCAGACUAUGAGUCCUCUUCUAGUGCACGAGGCGAGCCUGGCCUUUGAUCUCAAUCGUGCAAUUUUCGACGCCCUCGUUCCUUCUUCAGAAGCCGAUGAGUUGGCAGAUCAAGCGCAGCUCGAGCAGCAGAUGCGCAAACUCGCCAAGGUCGAAGUUCACAAGCUUCCCAUCCAUCUACGUCUCAUCGCCACGCACGGGAGCGCAUCUGGUGCCCUCUUCAAGCUCGCUGUACCUUCUACAUUGGCGAUUGCCUUUGCUUUCGCCGCUAGCGCCGGCGCAGCAGCAUCGUGA
Molecule: messenger RNA, 1367 nt
Organism: Ceraceosorus bombacis
Lineage: Eukaryota; Fungi; Basidiomycota; Exobasidiomycetes; Ceraceosorales; Ceraceosoraceae
Source: the annotation of a GenBank genome assembly